Messenger RNA from Haliotis rufescens (red abalone), 1606 nucleotides. RefSeq names its product protein transport protein SFT2-like. Gene Ontology annotation, biological process: vesicle-mediated transport. Gene Ontology annotation, cellular component: membrane. Bases 20 to 667 code for a protein of 215 amino acids. The transcript is spliced from 6 exons. The record is from RefSeq and is a predicted model, not a curated record. NCBI's taxonomy places the organism in Eukaryota, Metazoa, Mollusca, Gastropoda, Lepetellida, Haliotidae.
AAGAAACCAAAGUGACAACAUGGCUGACCUCAAUAAAAGUCUGCAAGAUUACCUGUCACGAUCAUCGUCAUCUAAUUCACUUCCAAAGAGUGAAAGUACAUCAUCGAGUUUAUCAUCAGGAUUUACGGGAUUUGGAUUGUUUAAGAAACAAAAUGUUGACGAACCAAGCCCUACUGACACAUCUGGGAACUGGUUCGCCCAGGCACAGAGCGAUCCUCUGUUGCCAAGUUUGUCAAAGAAGCAAAGAAUUCUAGGAUUUGUAACAUGCUUACUAUUGGGGACAUUCUGUAUGUCACUGGCGAGUCUCUACAUACCAUUGCUGAUCAUGAAAGCAAGGAAAUUUGCUUUACUAUAUUCUCUUGGGAGCCUGUUCAUUAUUUCCAGCUUCUCCUUCCUCUGGGGCCCUGUUCAUCAUGUGAAGCAUCUCUGCUCACUUGGAAGGUUGCCUUUCACAGCAGCCUAUUUUGGAACCAUGGUGUUAACACUGUACUUUGCUAUGUGGGUGAAGAGUACAAUAUUUACAGUGCUGUUUGCCAUUGCUCAAGUCAUUGCAUUAGUAUGGUACAUCAUCAGCUACAUUCCAGGGGGGCAGACGGGACUCAAAUUCUUCACCAAAAUAUUUUACUCUGCGGCUUCAAAAACAGCACAGAAAACUCUUCCUAUAUGAACCAUUGGGUGGUGGUCUUGACGGAACCAGCGUGGUUGUCAUGGGAACACAUGAAAGACAAUUAGUUUCAGGCAACCACCUUGACACCACAAACUGCUCUGAAAGAAAAACAAUUUUUGUGGGCUUCAUUUUGUAAUAUAUAUGUAUAUGUAUAUGUGUGCCCCCAACUCAGAAUGCCUGUCUGAAGUUGGCAAUUUGGGUUGCAUUAAAUGUCAAAUGCUGCACUGAGGUUUGCUGUUAAGGGUAUUUCUUGGUGGUGUGUUGACUGGGUAGAACUAUUUGUUUAAUGUUUAUCUUGGCUCUGUCUGGUUUUCAUGCUGUCCUGGCAUGUGAUAAGAGACAACAUUAUACAGUAAAUUGAUGGAAUCAACACCAGAACACUUACUUUACUUACUAACUUUAACCUUGAAAAUAUUUGUUUUAUUUGGUUUGUGGAUUCUCCGACCCAAAAUACUGAGAAAAAAUCGAAAUACAAUUAAAAUAUAAAAAUCAGUUUCUAAAAAAUUAUUUUUAUCACUGCCAUUCCGAAAAACUUUUGAAGUAGAAAAAAGAAUAUUUCUAGAAUCUCGCAACACAGUAUCGAGACGACUUGCCAUGAAAGAAAUGCAGUGGUGACAGAGCGGUAGAAACUCCAGCCACAGCUGGGUUACCUUGCCUUGUCAUGUCAGAAUCUUAUAUAUAUUUUUCCCCAAUGAAUUGAACUUUUUAGGGGGGGAAUCCAUAAACCAGACAACAAACAAAAACUGAUUAUGAUAAUAGACACCAUAGAACUUGGAGCAGAGACCCUCCUUAUGAUAACAAUCACAGAUAUAACCAAUAUCAUUAAAAUCAGAUCUUAGUUCUCACUAUCGCUAAACAAAGAUCUGAGGACAUCCCAUUAUGGGUCACGUCAGAACGACCUUUCAUCCGACCAAUCAAAGCGUCGCUUACCAGAUCAUU